AUGAAGUUCGCUCUUGCUGUCACCCUCGUUGUGCUGGUUAUUUCUCAGGGCACUGAGUCUGCAUCUCUGGGGAAGCAUGAUAUCCCUGCAGAGAUUGAGAAGAUCACCAAGUACUUCCAGGAUCUGAGCAGAAUGCUGACCACCACCACCACUGAACUGAUGGAGACGCUUAAGGCCCAUGACCUGACCGGCAAGGCUGAGGCCUAUCUUCAGGAUAGCAAAGCCCAGGUGCAGCCACUGCUGGAGAAGGUCCAGGAACAGCUGAAACCCCUGACUACCAACUUUGAGGAGCAGUUCAAAUCCUUGUCUGAGUCUAUCCUGGCCCAGCUGAAACCACUGGUUGAAUCUGUCAAAGCCCAGAUGGAGGAUCUCGUUGAGACGGUGAUGGCCAAGACCAAAGCCCUGCUUCCCCAGUAA
Messenger RNA from Clupea harengus (Atlantic herring), 417 nucleotides. Its product is annotated as type-4 ice-structuring protein-like. Gene Ontology annotation, molecular function: lipid binding. Gene Ontology annotation, cellular component: extracellular region. Gene Ontology annotation, biological process: lipoprotein metabolic process; lipid transport. Lineage: Eukaryota; Metazoa; Chordata; Actinopteri; Clupeiformes; Clupeidae. The record is from RefSeq and is a predicted model, not a curated record.